Messenger RNA from Eimeria mitis, 1326 nucleotides. RefSeq lists its product as uncharacterized. The record is from RefSeq and is a predicted model, not a curated record. The transcript has 3 exons. Lineage: Eukaryota; Apicomplexa; Conoidasida; Eucoccidiorida; Eimeriidae. The coding region runs from base 1 to 1326 and encodes 441 amino acids.
AUGCUUACCUCCGCUGGUGAGGGCGCAUGCGUUGCACCUGUAUGCGUAAACAACCCUGCUGCUUCUGUUGCUGCUGCUGCUGCUGCUGCUGCUGCUGCAGCAACAGCAGCAACUGCAGAAGCAGUACCAGCAGAAGCAGCAAACGCAGCAGCAACAACAGAAGCAGCAGCAACAACAGAAGCAGCAGCAACAACAGAAGCAGCAGAAGCAGCAGUUACAGCAGCAGCAGCAGCUACAGCAGCAGCAGCAGAACCAGCAGCAGCAGGGGAGAGCGUUGCUUGCUCUGUAUCUCUCGAUCAAAGAGAAGAAAAAGAAAGAAAAAAAGAAGGAGACAGAAAAAAAGAAAAAGAAGGAGACAGCAGAGAAAAAGAAAAGAGACAAGAAAGAGACACAAGAGGAGACAGAGACAGCGAAGAAAAAGAAAAAGAUAAAAGAGACAAAGAAGAGGAAAGCAGAGACAGAGACAGGGGCCCUGGUGCUGCUGCAUGCGUCGCCGCUGCUGCAGCAGAAACAAAAAUAAAUAUAGAUACACUCGUAAAAGAAGAAACAACAGCAACUGAAGCCAACAACAACAACAGCAGCAGCAGCAGCAACAGCAGCAGCAGCAACAGCAGCAGCAGCAGCAAAACAACAGCAGCAGCAGCAAACAACAACAACACCCUCUGCCUCAACCCCCAAGAGAAGAAGACACAGAAAGCUCAGCGGCAGCUGCAUGCAGCACCAGCAGCAGAGACACCGCAAUCUGCUGCCAGCAGACGCUCGCAAGCAGAUACCAAGCCCAAGACUGCUGCUGCUGCUGCUGCUGCUGCAGCUGCUGCUGCUGCUGCUGCUGCUGCUGGUGCGCGCAGCGGCAAGGCUGCAGAUCCCCUUGAUGCAUGCACUCUGCGCUCGCUGAGCUCAGUAGGAGGAAGGAGAAAAUUACAUACGGCUGCUUCAGCAUCUCUUGCUGCUGCUGCUGGCAGCAGCAGCAGCAGCAGCAGCAGCAGGGAAACGGCUGUGGGAGAGGCUGCAUCGGCUUCUUGCACUGCUCCUGCUGCUGCUGCUGCCGCUGCUGCUGCUGCUGCUGCUGCUGGUGAGAAAGGGCAGCGGACGCGGAAGCUUCCUCUGGCCCGCGUGGCCUCGCUGGCGUUGCAGCGGCAGCAGCAGCGGCAGCAGCAGCAGGAGGCCCCGCAGCUGAAGGCAAAUCAAGGGCUCAGCAGCAGCAGCAGCAGCAGCAGCAGCAGCAGUAGAGUCCGCCCCCAAGACUGCAAAAGACAGGAGGGGGGGCAGACAGGGGCCCUGGUGCUGCUGCAUCCGUCGCCGCUGCUGCAGCAGAAACAAAAAUAA